CAGUGAUCCAUUCUGUUCUUUUCUCUGCCUCUCCCCUGCCAGCCUGGCUGGAGCAACUCAGAGCGGGCAGCUGCGACCGGAGAGGAAGGUGCGGCUGGAGUCCACCUACCAGCUCUCCCGCUGGACCCCCAUGCUCAAGGACAUCAUGGAGGACAUCCUUGAGGACAAACUGGACAAGAAUCUGUAGCCCUUCGUGUCGGACCCGGUCCCUACCACCAGCUCCCAGGCUGCUGUCAGGUAAGGCUGAGCCUGGCUGGGCUGUGGGGGGCAGAGCCCUGACGCACACACCCCAGGGUGUAGGAGCCUCUGUGCCUGGGAGUGUGUGGCCAGGGCCCUGCCCUCUACAGGGGAGGGGGUGCCCAAGAGCCUGGAGCCCUGGACCCCUCUUACCAUGUCCCCCGCGUCCCAGCAGUCCCUCAACACACUAGGGCCCAGGAUGGAGGAAAGGGACUGGCCGAGCUUUAGACAGCACCCCCAGCCCAGGGCAGGUGCCACCCUCCCCUACUCCCUUCUGCCUGCUUUGGGACUCCUGUCCCACUCCCUUGGGCAGGGCCUGCCCCCCAGCCUCCUCCGGCCCUGCCCUUCCAUCCGGCAUUCCCUCAGCGAGCCCCUGGUAUCCACACUGCCCAUUUCUCCCCCCAGUGCCCGCUUCAGGCAUUGGCACAAGAACAAGCCAGCGACUGAGUACCGGACAAGCCCGCACCUCAUCAUCUGCGUGCUGGGUGGGGUGUCCAUGUCUGAGAUGCACUGCGCCUAUGAAGUGACCCCGGCCACCAAGGGCAAGUGGGAGGUGGUGAUCGGUUCCAGUCACAUCCUGACCCCCAAGCGCUUCCUGGAUGACAUCCAAACCCUCAACCAGCUGGCCCCUGAGGAGGCCUAGAAGCAGCCCCCUUCCCCCCAGAGACUCUGCCCCCCACAGCUCGCUGUCCCCAGCUCCACCUCCUCUUCUCAAAAAGGCACCUUCCCCUCUA
This is a messenger RNA of Dermochelys coriacea (leatherback sea turtle), 971 nucleotides long. RefSeq names its product syntaxin-binding protein 2-like. Gene Ontology annotation, molecular function: syntaxin-3 binding. NCBI's taxonomy places the organism in Eukaryota, Metazoa, Chordata, Testudines, Dermochelyidae. Gene Ontology annotation, cellular component: plasma membrane; secretory granule. The transcript is spliced from 4 exons. The coding region runs from base 392 to 880 and encodes 162 amino acids. The record is from RefSeq and is a predicted model, not a curated record. Gene Ontology annotation, biological process: intracellular protein transport; vesicle-mediated transport; neurotransmitter secretion.